UUCCCUUCGCCCACAAAAAAUUAUUCUCAUUAAACAGCACAUAAUAAAUAACCCAUCGUUGAAAACAAGUAGAAAUAAAAGGAAGCAAAAAAGAAAAAGAAAAAAACAGAAUGCAGGAGACACCGGUGAUUAUAAUCGGUGCCGGAACUUCCGGCAUAGCAACAGCUGCAUGUUUAACGAAACAAUCCAUACCUUUCAAAAUGUUUGAAAGAGAAAACUGUUUCGCAUCUUUAUGGCAAAAAUACACUUAUGACCGUGUUCAUCUUCACCUCAGAAAACAAGUUUGUGAAUUACCUCAUUUUCCAUUUCCAUCUUCUUAUCCUCACUAUGUACCCAAAAAACAGUUCAUAGAAUAUUUAGAUAAUUAUAUCAAACACUUCAACAUAACUCCUUUGUAUAACAGAGCAGUGGAGUUAGCAGAGUAUAAUGAUGAUGAUGAGAAAUGUAGGGUCAAGGUUGAGAAUAAGAGUUCUGGUGAUGUUGAGGAAUAUUCUGGAAGGUUCUUGAUUGUUGCUAGUGGUGAAACGGCUGAACCUUUUGUCCCUCAAGUUGUAGGGUUAGAGAGUUUUAAAGGGAAAGUAAUUCAUUCAACUAGGUACAAGAAUGGAAAAGAGUUUCAUGAUGAACAUGUUCUUGUUGUUGGUUCUGGUAAUUCUGGUAUGGAAAUUGCUUUAGAUUUGGCCAAUUUUGCUGCUAAACCUUCCAUUAUUGUUAGAAGCCCGGUUCAUGUUCUUUCUAGGGACAUGAUGUAUUAUGCUGGGGUUUUGUUGAAGUAUCUGUCACUAAACAAUGUGGAGAAAUUGGUGGUGAUAGUUAGCAGAAUUGUGUAUGGGGAUCUGAGGAAAUAUGGUAUACCUUUGCCUAGUGAGGGACCUUUCACUAUGAAGAUUAAGUAUGGCAAGUUUCCAAUAAUUGACCUUGGAACUGUCAAGAAAAUCAAAUCUGGAGAGAUACAGGUGUUACCAGCGGAAAUAGAGAGCAUACGAGGUAACGAAGUGUUGUUUCGGGAUGGAAAAUCCUACUCAUUUGACUCCAUUAUUUUCUGCACCGGCUUCAAGAGAUCAACUCAAAAAUGGCUUAAGUUUAUUUUAAACAGGGAGGUGAUAGUCUUCUGAAUGAGGACGGUUUAGCAAACCAAUGGAAGGGUAAGAACGGUUUGUACUGCGUUGGACUGUCAAGGAGGGGAUUUUAUGGAGCUAACCUUGAUGCUCAAAAUGUGGCAAAUGAUAUUGCCUCGUUACUUUCCCAAUAAUAAAGAAAAUGAAUUGUGAAAUUCAUGUGAUAUAUGUUUCAUUUGUUUGAAAU
Messenger RNA from Cicer arietinum (chickpea), 1305 nucleotides. Its product is annotated as probable indole-3-pyruvate monooxygenase YUCCA10. NCBI's taxonomy places the organism in Eukaryota, Viridiplantae, Streptophyta, Magnoliopsida, Fabales, Fabaceae. Gene Ontology annotation, molecular function: flavin adenine dinucleotide binding; NADP binding; ATP binding. The record is from RefSeq and is a predicted model, not a curated record.